AGAUGAAGUAUUGCAGGACCGAGGAACCAAAGGUCAGCGGGUCGAACAGGUAGCCUAUCCGUCAUCUGGUAACAACACAGCGCUGCGUUCACCUUUUACCCACUGAACCACUCCCAGGUUUUCUCAGACCGAACUUUAACCCCACCAGGGUGGUUGUCCUGCUGCAUGGCGACCCUGGGCAAGCUGUUGGGCGCUACGAGACACGUAGUAGGAGCAGCUAUCAGAGUUAGUCAGGUUAGAGCGACGUUCCAGCGCGGGAUGUCAGGGUACCAGUUUGAGUCGCUGGCGGUGACCAGGCCGCGGGAACAUGUCAUGCAGGUCGAGAUGAACCGGCCCGAGAAGAGGAACGCCAUGAACCAGGCCUUCUGGAGAGAAAUGGUGGAAUGUUUCCAGGCCAUCGCCGCAGAGCCUGAUAUCAGAGCAGUGGUCGUGUCAGGAGCAGGGAAGAUCUUCACUGCAGGAUUAGACCUGGGUGAUACAAUGAGUUCCCUGUUUGUGGAGGGAGCUGACAUUGCCAGGAAGGCCAUCAGACUCGGACCCAAAAUCAGACAGUACCAAGAAACCUUCAGUGUCAUUGAGAAGUGCCCUAAGCCUGUGAUAGCUGCAGUCCACAGUGCAUGUGUAGGUGGAGGGGUGGACCUGAUCACUGCUUGUGAUAUCAGACUGUGCACCCAGGAUGCCUGGUUCCAGAUAAAGGAGGUUGACAUCGGGUUGGCUGCUGAUGUGGGCACCCUGCAGAGACUGCCUAAGGUCAUCGGGAAUGACAGCCUGGCACGAGAGCUGGCCUUCACCAGUCGCAGGUUUGAAGCAGAGGAGGCCAAGCAGAUGGGUCUAGUCAGCCGCAUAUACCCUGACCGGGAGGCAUUGUUGGAAGGAGCCCUGGAGUUGGCCAGUACCAUCGCCAGUAAGAGCCCUAUAGCUGUACAAGGGACUAAAGUCAGCAUGGUGUACUCCAGGGACCACCCUGUACAGGAGGGACUGGACCAUGUGGCACUGUGGAACAGCACAAUGCUGCAGUCGGAGGAUGUUGUUGAGGCCGUGCAGGCCGGCAUGCAGAAGAGGAAGCCUGAGUUCUCCAAACUGUGAUCUCUGUGACCAUGGGAUGGCAAACAGCUUUCUCAUGCAACUUAUGCUAUAAGGAAUGUUGUGGGGCUAAGACAGAGAUGACUGUCAGACGUCUGAGCGAGGUGGUUUUGGAAGCUGUGUAGUAGUGUGCAAAAUAGGCGAAUUCUCCUAUUUUAAUUGAAUGCUAGUAGUACUAGUAUACUGUGUUGUAUCUAUAUUAAAUAUGAGAUGUAUUCCACAUACAAAUGCAGUCAAUGGUCUCCAAUUGUAAAACUCCACCAAGUCUUUAUUUCAACUAAUUGUGAAGCUUGGCAACCAAAGCUCUUCCCACAUUAUCAUACUAUGUACAAACUUCAGAGUGAAAAAUU
Branchiostoma belcheri (Belcher's lancelet) is the source of this 1433-nucleotide messenger RNA. RefSeq names its product delta(3,5)-Delta(2,4)-dienoyl-CoA isomerase, mitochondrial-like. NCBI's taxonomy places the organism in Eukaryota, Metazoa, Chordata, Leptocardii, Amphioxiformes, Branchiostomatidae. Gene Ontology annotation, cellular component: mitochondrion. The record is from RefSeq and is a predicted model, not a curated record. The transcript is spliced from 9 exons. Gene Ontology annotation, molecular function: delta(3,5)-delta(2,4)-dienoyl-CoA isomerase activity. The coding region runs from base 166 to 1086 and encodes 306 amino acids.